This is a messenger RNA of Papaver somniferum (opium poppy), 1066 nucleotides long. RefSeq lists its product as uncharacterized. Lineage: Eukaryota; Viridiplantae; Streptophyta; Magnoliopsida; Ranunculales; Papaveraceae. Bases 120 to 773 code for a protein of 217 amino acids. The record is from RefSeq and is a predicted model, not a curated record. The transcript has 2 exons.
CAAGAUUUUAAAGUUACUGUUAAGCUUGAGGUUGCAGAGAUUCCCAAAAUUGUUGCAAUCUUUCCCAAGAAAAAAGUAGUAUCGGUUUCAUUUGAGAGAUCAGAGGGAAAGAGAUAGAGAUGGGUUUCAAGGAUGCGCUCGAUUAUACAGUUAAUGGAGUGAAAACUUCAUCAACAUAUGUACUGCAAGGUUCUUAUAAUUUAGGUUGUACAGCAGCUUCAAAGGUGAAUAGCGUCGUUAGAGGGAGUGGAGGACAAGGCGGAGAAGGAGAACAAAACAGGGUUGAGAAAUUGAAGGUAUACUUGCCAGAUCAAGAGCAGAUCGGUCGAGCCAUUACCAUAGUCACCCAUCCUGCGACUAAGGAACUGAUCAAAUUUUUUGCACUACCCCCAGGUGGAGCUCAAGCAUAUAACAUUGUGGCCGCGGUACUAAAGAACCCACCAAGUACUUCUUCACACGCAUGUCUUUAUGAAAAUGAUAAAUACAAACAAGUUAUGGAAGAGCUGAGGGUCUUAAGAGACGAGAAGGAUAGAAUGCAAGCAGAGCUUGAGCACAUUAAGAAUGAAAUCGAGUAUUCAAAGAGAUUAAACAGUAUCAGUCCUGCUAGGCUCAGGUCAUCAUCCACAGUAGAGCAAAGGCCAGAGGAUGUCAUAAGUCUUUUCAUGAUGAAAGGUUUUACAGUUUUGGAUUUUAGGUAUGAUCAAGUAGUUCCACCAAUAAGAGGACACAUGAUCAGGACUGAACGAUAUGACGACGACAAAGGAGAUAUUUAAGUAAAUAAAUGAUGAUCAAUUAAGUGCUGACCACACUGCAGAUUGGGUUUGUGUAGUUGCGUAUAUUUGUAGGAGCAGGAGUGUCAACAUAUAAAUAAAAGGAAACUGCCUGACUACUUUUUAGACGCUGUAAUGUGGGAGUAUAAAAUCCAUCAGUGUUUGCCUUCAUCUGCCUGGUUAGAAACAAUGAUGUGUAGCAGUUUAUGUGGGAUCCUAAGUAGUAAUAUGUAAUUAUGUUUACUAUUUCGCUGGGUUUUUUUAUCUAGUAUUAGGCUCUAAGCCUACUCAACGUA